UCUCUCUCUCUCUCUCUCUCUGUGAAAGCAGGAAAAUGGCAAAGGCCAGUAUUUCAGUAGAUCAGGAUCAGUUCAGCUGUCCAGUGUGUCAGGAUCUCCUGAAUGAUCCAGUGACUAUUCCCUGUGGUCACAGUUUCUGUAAGAUGUGUAUUAAUGGCUGCUGGGAUCAGGAGGAUGUGAAGGGUGUCUACAGCUGUCCUCAGUGUAGAGAGACUUUCACUACAAGGCCUGUUUCAUACAGGAACAACAUGCUGGCUGACGUGGUGGAGAAACUGAAGAAGACUGAACUCCAAGCUGCUUCUGCUGCUCACUGUUACGCUGGACCUGGAGAUGUGGAGUGUGAUUCCUGCAGCAGGAAAAGACGCAAAGCUGUUAGUUCCUGUCUGGGUUGUCAGGUCUCCUUUUGUGAAGAUCAUCUUAAACCUCACUAUCAGUCUCCUGACUUUAAGAAGCACAAGUUAGUUGAAGCCUGUGCAGAGCUCCAAGAGAAGAUCUGCUCUGAACAUGACAAACUGAUGGAGAUCUACUGUCGUACUGACCAAAGCCUCAUCUGUUACUUGUGUACGAUGGAUCAACACAAAGGUCAUGAUACAGUUUCAGCUAAAGCAGAAAGAAUAGAAAAACAGAAUGAAUUAAAGGAGGAGCAGAUGAAAUUCCAGCAGAGGAUCCAGGAGACACAGAAGAAAGUGCAGGAGCUGAAACAGACUUUGGAGUCUUUUAGAAUGCUUUCACAGGCAGCAGUAGAUGACAGUGAGAGGAUCUUUACUGAGAUGAUCAGCUCCAAAGAGAAAAAGUGCACGGAGGUGACGGAGCUGAUCAGAGCUCAGGAGGAAGCUGAAGUGAGUCGAGCUGAACGACUCCUGAAUCGACUGGAGCAGGAGAUUGCUGAUCUUAUGAGGAGAGUCACUGAGAUGGAGCAGCUUUCACGCACAAAGAAUCACAUCCACUUCCUCCAGAGUUUCCCGUCUCUCUGUGUUUCUCCUGGAUGUGACGACUCACUCAGAUUCACUGUCAAUCAACAUCUCUCAUUUGAUGGAGUGAGGAAAUCUCUCUCAGAUCUGAAAAAACGAGUCGAACAAAUCUGUGAGAAGGAAUUCAACAAAAUCAGACCACAAGCUGCAGAAGUUAAUGUGAUUUUGCCUUCAGAACCAGAGAGCAGAGAAGAUUUUCUGCAGUAGGCUGAUGUAGUGGAUUCCCAAGCCUGCUUCCAAGGAAUGUUCCAGGCUUUGUUCCAAGCCACGUUCCACACUUGGGCAAAUAUGGUGGCCUCCAAAGCCCGGUUCCAAGCCCUGUUCAAGGCCCUGAUUAAAGCCCUGUUCCACACCAAGACUUCAGUUCAUGUGAUUUUACCCUCAGAACCAAAUAGAAGAGAAGAUUUUCUACAGUGCAGGUUUACCACCUCUCAGCAGUGGACACCAUCAGCCACACCAUCGGCCUUGUCAAGGGACAGGGCUUAGGAGACUGCCCUGUUGGCCUCCGAAUAGAGCACAGCUCUGGGGGCCAUUCUGACGCCUCAGUAUGGAGUGUAGAUUUUCACUAACAACCACCCCAUCAGCCUCUGGAGAGAGCUCAUCACUGGAGUCAGGGAGUUGGGGAGCUUUGUAGGGGGUUUGGGAGUGGUGGGGGCCACCAGAUCCCCGUAAUUGAAUAAAUGAUGUAAAGCCGGGCAAAUUCACUCAUCAUCUUUGAAGCGGCCUUUUGUGGUCUCUCCCAGGCUCUACAAUUUCCUGGUUCAUGGAUUGAACAAAUUCCUCCAACCUGUUCCUCCACAACAUGUCAGUAAGACACUUUGGCCAGUAGAGGGCUUAGCCUAUCUAGAAAGACAGCAAGAACCCUAGACACUGCUUUUAUUUGGGCUUUCGGUUUGCUAGUUUUGAAAAGUAGAACUGGGUGUGGAGCAGAAACCUAGGAAGCAUAUUGUCAUUGCAAAGCCAGGGGGCCAGGGUCUACUAGGUAUGGGUUUGUCCACUGGCAGAAGCAGAUGGAGUCACAUGCUGGCAGAUUCACUGUGGCAUUGUGUCACUCUCGUCCUUCUGCUGUGUCCAUCGGAUUCUGUCACGUAGCGCUCAGGAACAAUUUCAGCCCUUUAAUAAAUAACAGAGUAAAUACAAAACAAAGCAAAAUGCAGUUCAUGCACAAAACAGGCUCUGAAGUGUCAAAUCCCUAUGAAUACUGCACAAUACCUUAUGGGUUCUCUUGUGCCCCUCAGUCUUCUAAUGCCUACUCAACAGGGUUGCUUAGAGCCACAAUAUUGUGGUGUAUACCCCUCCCUAAAAGGAGUAAUAACUAAGGAAUGUACUGUAGGAGUUUAGUCCAGAUGUGGCUCCCAAACAGAUGUGGCUCUACCUUACAGUUGUUUAUCUAGUAAAAGAUUAUUCUUUUGUUGAGGAAGUCGUUGUGGGUUCGAGUCUCAGGCCAGCCACGAGUGAGGUGCCCUUGAGCAAGGCACCGAACGCCCCCAACCGCUCCCUGGGCACCGCAGCAUAAAUGGCUGCCCACGGCUCCGUGUGUGUGUUCACUGCUGUGUGUGUGCACUUUGUAUGGGUUAAAUGCAGAGAACACAUCGUGAACAUAGCCGUAUGUUAUGUCACUAUUCUAUAAUUGACUUGGUUAAAGGAAUUAAAUAUUUUGCAAGCACCAUUUUUCUUUUUAUUUAUUCUGAAUUUUACAUUUUUUAUAUAUAUUUAACUUUAACAGCAUAUUGGUCUGCAAUCUAACCUGUGGACAUUGUAUUACUGUAGAUUUCUGUUAUCUGACUCUGGAUCCAAACACCGUACAUCAUCAACUCAUUCUGUCUGAGAAGAACAGAGUGGUGACAUGCAUUAAGACACAACAACAAUAUUCUGAUCAUCCAGAG
This is a messenger RNA of Tachysurus fulvidraco (yellow catfish), 2857 nucleotides long. RefSeq names its product E3 ubiquitin/ISG15 ligase TRIM25-like. The record is from RefSeq and is a predicted model, not a curated record. The transcript is spliced from 6 exons. Gene Ontology annotation, molecular function: zinc ion binding; protein binding. Lineage: Eukaryota; Metazoa; Chordata; Actinopteri; Siluriformes; Bagridae. Bases 36 to 1178 code for a protein of 380 amino acids.